GGUGUCUAUUUCAACAUGGCGAGCCUGUCCUUUGCUCUCCUGACCUUGCUGCCUCUGUGUUUUGGGGCACCUUAUGACCCAAAUGCAAUCAACCAGAAUUUCGGUAGUGGAGGGUUUGGAGGGAACGGUUUUGGAGGAAGCACAAACGCCCCAUUCGACCCUAACGCCAUUAAUCAUGGGUUCGGUGGUCAGGGCUUCGGCGGAGGUUUCAGCACGCCUGCAAACAACAUGGGUACGUUUGAUCCCAACGGAUUUUCUACUCCAUCCUUCGAUCCUAAUUCAAUUAAUGGAUUCGGCUCCGGAUCCGGCGGAUUUGAUCCGAAUGCGUUCGGAAGGAAAUAAAUUAUUAAACUAGA
Messenger RNA from Ostrea edulis (European flat oyster), 356 nucleotides. RefSeq names its product gastrolith matrix protein-like. The coding region runs from base 16 to 342 and encodes 108 amino acids. The transcript is spliced from 3 exons. NCBI's taxonomy places the organism in Eukaryota, Metazoa, Mollusca, Bivalvia, Ostreida, Ostreidae. The record is from RefSeq and is a predicted model, not a curated record.